AUGGGUGCUGCUUGUCAAUAUUAACAAUAAGGUUCUGAUACUUGCUACAAUCAAGAAACACAAUGGUAUAUCCCUAUAUCAAAAGAGUUUAAACCAAAAGCUAUAAAUACUAGUAUUAAACAUGAUUUAAGGGCUAAUUAUCUCGAGUUGGAUUGUUAAUACUGUGAUAGACCAGAAAUGAAAGAAAUGGGUGCCUAAACUUAGGUUACAUUUUAUAAUAUAAAUUAAUGUGUCACUUAAAAGAAAAAGAACAAAACUUAGAAAAAAUAGAAACAGUAAAAAUGCAAGGAGAAAGUAAGUUUUGAAAAUUCUGAAUCAAGCAAAAAACGUUCAGCUAGUCAAUCAUCUAAAACUUAAAAUAUACACUUUUUAUAUUAAUCUUAUACAAAUUAGAGAAAAAAUUAAUUUUAAGAAUUUUAGCCAUAUGUAGUAUUGAUUAACUCUCAAAAAGUAUCACCCUCUCAUGUAGAAUAAGUUUCAAUAGACUGA
Molecule: messenger RNA, 489 nt
Organism: Paramecium pentaurelia
Lineage: Eukaryota; Ciliophora; Oligohymenophorea; Peniculida; Parameciidae
Source: the annotation of a GenBank genome assembly